Messenger RNA from Mercurialis annua (annual mercury), 2643 nucleotides. RefSeq lists its product as uncharacterized. The record is from RefSeq and is a predicted model, not a curated record. The transcript has 7 exons. Gene Ontology annotation, biological process: positive regulation of transcription by RNA polymerase II. Gene Ontology annotation, molecular function: G-quadruplex RNA binding; protein binding. NCBI's taxonomy places the organism in Eukaryota, Viridiplantae, Streptophyta, Magnoliopsida, Malpighiales, Euphorbiaceae. Gene Ontology annotation, cellular component: MLL1 complex; NSL complex; Ino80 complex. Bases 263 to 2452 code for a protein of 729 amino acids.
GAAUCAGUACAAAGAUUCUCAAAAAAAGAACAAUCUGAGCAAAAGAAGAUAAGAGAAGUAAUUAACCAUAUUUACAUGGUCAUUUACAAUCAUAAGAAAGAUUGUGAUUGGCGAAAACAAAUGAAUUUCCGACAACCAGACACUCAAUUUGCAAUGCAUUUUCAUUUUUUAUAAACUAAUCUAAUUAUCACUUUCACAAACUUCAAAUCCCAUGCCAAUUCCAUAGAUUUCAAAUUCUCAAAUUUUCUUGAUCAAAUUGGAAAUGGCAGCUUUUGCUGCUUCAGUUGCCCCUCAAUGGAUCCCUGAAGAUGAUCUCUUAUUAAAGAACGCUAUUGAGGGAGGUGCUUCUUUAGAAGCACUGGCUAAAGGAGCAGUAAGGUUCUCAAGAAAGUUUACACUGACAGAAUUGCGGGAUAGAUGGUAUGCUCUUCUUUAUGAUCCUGUUAUUUCUAAAGAAGCUUCCACCAAAAUGUUUGAACUUGAACUCUCUGAUACUAAUACUAAUAGUAAAGUGAGUUCUGCUGAUGUUUCUGCUAAAAGAAAGGUUGAUAGUGUUAGGAGAUUGUAUUACGUGAUGCGAAAAAAGAGUAGGAGUCAUGCCGGAAGUUUUAUCGGUCAAUUGGGUUCUAGUUGUCGAGAUAGUGUGGGGUUUGGUGAUCAUGAUCGAACCCAUUUUGGAUUUGUUGGGGAAAAAUGUUGUGGUGAAGUUAAUGUUGGGGUUCCUUCUUUUGAACAUGAUAGCUUGGGAGGAAUUGUUUCGGAUAAUGUUGUAGAUGGAAUAGUUGAUUAUCAGAGAUGUGGUUCGUUGCCGGAAAGUAGUAAUUUGUUUCCUGCGGAAGAGGAACUUUUGUGUCCGUUGGCUAUGUGGGAAAUGGUUGGGGACAUUUCGGUAUCUGCAUUGCCGAUUGGUGUAAGCAAGGAAGAUAAAGGUCAGGAACAAGAAGUGAUGCACUGUAAUGAUGUGGGAUUGGAUAGUAAUGAAAGAAUGCAUGCUAUUAAUCCAGAGGCAUUAUUGCAGGACAAACAUGAUCUUGAUGUACUUCAUAAUUCAACUGCAAUCUCAGAAUGUGAUUAUGCAGAUAUUUCGGAGUUGCUUCUAGUAGCUGCAGAUACGGAGGAGGCAAUAGAUAAAUCUUGUAAUGAUGGCAUUUUGGCGACUUCUCCUAAUGAUUGUCAUGGCACUUCACCAAAUGUUAAAGAUUCACAUGCCUUAGUUUCAAAUAAAAGCCUUGAAACCCCGGCCAGUCCAUGUCCAUUGGUGGCUAUGGCAGAGGGUUUAGUCUCUGGUGAUGUUGAGCAGCAUGUUGACUUUAAUUCAGAAAUUAGUUUAGCAUCAUUUACACCAGCAGCGAAUAUAGAUAAUUGUGAUGUAGAAAUGGAAUGUAUUUUAAAUACCGAGGAUGCUGAGAUUCCAUGCAAUGACGAUGUCCUCUUACGUAAAGAAUUUACUUCUGCUAUUGGAAGAACCUCAAAGAUAAGUGGUUGUCUGUCCUCAUCAGGCACUAAUCUGAAGGUUCACAAACACGAGCAAAGCUUGGGGAAGAAAGAAGAAAAUCCUGCACAAUCUAUUAUUAUUUCCCAAACGAAGGAACUGGCAAUGUUGCCAGUAACCAUCCCAGGUCACCAAUCAGUUGGCUGUGGAGCCAAAUGCCAAUCUCCUGAAGAUGUUGCCUUCAGACUGGCUAGCAAUGGUCAUAGAGACUCAAAUCAAUGCAGAACAGCUCAGGCCUCUCUAGGUGUUGCCAAGGUUGGGAUGUCAUUACAUGCUGGUAAUGCCACUGACUUGCCAUUAUAUGGACAAGCAUGUUCCCCUAAACAAAUAACAUCAAUACCCGAAGAAGACCCCUCAAUGUCAAGUGACGAGGAAUCGGAGAGUGAUGAUGGUGUGCCAUCGUAUUCUGAAAUUGAGGCCAUGAUACUUCAAAUGGACCUAUGCCCAGAUGAUACAGAUUAUUAUAAUUAUAGAGAAGUCUCAAGGUAUCAAAAUGAGGAUACUAGAAGGACAAUUAUAAGGCUGGAACAGUGUGCUCAAUCAUCCAUGCAAAGAAGCAUUGCAUCACGAGGUGCACUUGCUGUAUUUUAUGGGCACCGUAUAAAGCAUUAUAUAAGGGAAACUGAGGUCAUACUCGGCAGAGCGACGGAUGAUAUGGAAGUUGAUAUUGACUUAGGAAGAGAAGGGCCUGCCAAUAAAAUAUCAAGACGGCAGGCGCUCAUAAAGCUGGAAGCAGAUGGUUCCUUCUUGUUGAGAAAUCUUGGUAAGGUUCCAGUAUAUCUGAAUGGCCAAGAAAUUGUCACCCGACAGAGUUCAUUUCUUGGUUCGAGUAGUUUGAUUGAGAUUGGAGAAAUGGCAUUCAUGUUUGAAAUCAAUAGCAAAUGUGUGACACAAUAUCUGGCAAAUGCCAUGAAAAACCGGCAAGGUAUGAAAUUUGAAUGGAAAGAAGGGGAUCCGUGAACUGGUUCCGUAUUGCUUGAGAUGGAAGCACAUACAUUGUACAUAUAUGUACAGCAGAAAAUUAUGCAUCUUAGGUAGUAAAUAUGUUUAUUGAACACAGAUCUUUGUAUAUUAUGAAUAAAAUUGAUUUAUCAGCUGAUGCAGAUAUUAAGAGAAAAGGUAAUAUUGAGGAAAGUGAUGAUUAAUCUGUA